CUCUUGUGUGGUACUACACAUCAGUGAGAAUGGGACCAGUUUCCAUGUCUUUGAUCAGGGCAGGUUUGCUAAGGAAGUGCUGCCUAAAUACUUCAAACACAACAACAUGGCCAGCUUCGUGAGGCAGCUAAACAUGUAUGGCUUCCGGAAGGUAGUGAAUAUUGAACAAAGCGGAUUGGUGAAACCAGAACGGGAUGACACAGAAUUUCAGCACCUGUACUUCCUCCGGGGCCAGGAGCACCUGUUGGAACACAUCAAAAGAAAGGUAUCAGUUGUGAAGAGUGAAGAGACCAAAAUGCGUCAGGAGGAUGUCAGCAAACUGUUGUAUGAUAUGCAGUUAAUGCGAGGUCAUCAAGAGAGCAUGGACUGUCGACUAAAGGACAUGAAACAUCAGAAUGAAGUUCUGUGGCGAGAGGUUGUGUCUCUUCAACAGAAGCACAGUCAGCAGCAGAAAGUGAUCAAUAAGCUGAUUCAGUUCCUGCUCAGCCAACUCCAAUCGAACCACAGCAGUAUCGGGCUGAAGAGAAAGCUACCUCUGAUGUUGGAUGACAACAGUUCUUCGCCUCCUGUAACUAAAUACGGUCGACAUCUAUCAAUAGAACCUCUUCAGGAUCCAUAUUUCAUUCAGUCGCCGUCCACAGAAGCUGCCUUGUGCUCCAAUGCCUACGCCAACAGCCCAGUCCCUGGAGGGCCAAUCAUUUCCGACAUCACAGAGCUCCCCCAGCCCAGUGGUGCUACCAUUCAACCUGCGGGGAAGGAGCAGAGGGAAAAAUGCCUGAUGGCUAUUAAGGAGGAGCCGGCUAGUCCAGGGAUUGGAGUCCAGGUCCAAGCGGACACAAUGGUUCCGGGGAAUCCAUGUACUGCAUGUCUGGAACCUCCUGUGUUACCAGUCUCAGUAGUUGAGUCUGUUCUGGAGGGCAGACCCAACUGCAACACAGUGCAGCACACGGAUAGGAGAGGGAGGACCACUGCUGUAGAGAGGAACGAGGCGUCCGACCACAUACAGAGCACUGAGAUGAACAUGGAUGGUUUGCACUCACUGCUUGGAAGCCAGCAGUACAGUCUGGAGCAUUCCACCAUCAUGCACAUCUUUAACCCAAAUCUCCCUCUGAAUGAACUGAACCUAUCUGAUAUGGAGGCAAACCUUGCAAUGAUCCAGAAACUUAUUGUGGACCCAGAGCUGAGGCCAAUUGAACCGUCCAACAAAGUCCUGAAAUGUGGAGCAAACUCAGGAAAGCCACAUCUUCAACAAACUACACAGCAUUUCCUUCCAGACCCCCAUCUUCCAAUCAAUCAGGAACUCUCCAACCUAGACAGUGACGCAGCCCUCUUCGAGCUUACUGAGGAGACAACUGCCUAUUUCCCAGAUGCUGAAGUGGGACAGGAGGAAUUCUGA
Pristis pectinata (smalltooth sawfish) is the source of this 1396-nucleotide messenger RNA. RefSeq names its product heat shock transcription factor 4 (gene hsf4). The record is from RefSeq and is a predicted model, not a curated record. Gene Ontology annotation, molecular function: sequence-specific DNA binding; DNA-binding transcription factor activity. Lineage: Eukaryota; Metazoa; Chordata; Chondrichthyes; Rhinopristiformes; Pristidae. The transcript is spliced from 13 exons. Gene Ontology annotation, biological process: regulation of DNA-templated transcription. Bases 107 to 1396 code for a protein of 429 amino acids.